UAUAAAAACCAGAGCGGCCCUGCUGAAAUUAUUCAGUUGCCAACUUUCGCAGAAUAAACAUGUACGCCAAGGUUAUCAUCGCUCUGUGCGCCGUGGGCCUGGCCCGUGCGGGUAUUGUCCAUGAAACUGACCCGGUGGCAUACAGCAGCCACUCGUACGCCGCCCCCGUGUCCACCUACGCCGCCGCUCCUGUGGCCACUUACGCUGCCGCUCCCGUGGCCACAUACGCCGCUGCCCCCAUUGUCGCCAAGAGCUACGCCGCUCCCGCCGUGGCCACCUACGCCGCUGCCCCCGCCGUCGUGACCAAGACCAUCGCUCCUGCUGUAUCUUCCGUGUCUUCUUACUCUACCCACACCUCUCACGGCUCCCCAGUCGCCGCCUACGCCGCUGCCCCCAUCGUAGCUAAGACCUACGCCGCUCCCGCAUACGCUGCGUACUCCGCUCCCGCGUACUCUGCGUACUCCGCUCCCGCCGUGGCCGCGUACUCCGCUCCCGCCGUGGCCGCGUACUCCGCUCCCGCAGUGGCAGCGUACUCCGCCCCUGUCUACGCUAAGACCAUCGCCGCUCCCGUGGCCACUUACGCCGCGGCCGCCCCCGCCUACAACUCUGUGGCGUACUCCGCUGCCCCCGCUGUCUCGCACAUCGCAUACAGCGGACACGGUGCCAACUAUGGUUGGUAAACUGAAUCUAGUCUCCCAUUUAUUUAUUUAAAAAUCAAUAAAUAAAACUG
Ostrinia furnacalis (Asian corn borer) is the source of this 730-nucleotide messenger RNA. Its product is annotated as cuticle protein 16.5-like. The record is from RefSeq and is a predicted model, not a curated record. The transcript is spliced from 2 exons. Lineage: Eukaryota; Metazoa; Arthropoda; Insecta; Lepidoptera; Crambidae. Bases 60 to 680 code for a protein of 206 amino acids.